Pochonia chlamydosporia 170 is the source of this 1068-nucleotide messenger RNA. Its product is annotated as guanine nucleotide-binding protein alpha-3 subunit. The record is from RefSeq and is a predicted model, not a curated record. The transcript is spliced from 6 exons. Gene Ontology annotation, molecular function: GTPase activity; GTP binding; G-protein beta/gamma-subunit complex binding. Gene Ontology annotation, cellular component: heterotrimeric G-protein complex. Bases 1 to 1068 code for a protein of 355 amino acids. NCBI's taxonomy places the organism in Eukaryota, Fungi, Ascomycota, Sordariomycetes, Hypocreales, Clavicipitaceae. Gene Ontology annotation, biological process: adenylate cyclase-activating G protein-coupled receptor signaling pathway.
AUGGGCGGUUGUAUGAGCAUCAGCAGUGAGGAGGCGGAGCAGAAGAAGAAGAGUCAAGCUAUUGAGAGAGUGAUUGAAGAGGAUUCAAGAAGAUUACAGAAAGAAUGCAAGAUCCUACUUUCAGGGUCCGGCGAGAGCGGCAAGUCCACCAUUGUGAAACAAAUGAAGAUCAUUCAUCUUCAGGGUUAUUCAAAAGAUGAAUUAUAUAACUAUAGACCAACCGUCUUCAAGAACCUUGUCGAAUGCGCUAAGACUUUGAUAGCCGCGAUGCAGCAGUUCGAGAUAGAGCCACAAAUGGAGGAAAAUAAAGCUUACAUCGAGUACUUAUUGUCGUAUGCAGCCAUUUCUGAACCUCAAGCGCACAUCGAUCCUGAAGUUGGUACAGCUGUUCAAUCGCUGUGGGCCGAUCCUGCAAAGGACCGCUUGAUGGAGCAUCAGACCGAAUUCUAUCUGAUGGAUUCAGCAGAAUACUUCUUCCAAGAAGUCAUGAGAAUAGUAUCGCCCGAUUACCUACCCAACGAAAUGGACGUUUUGCGGGCUCGUACCGAGACUACCGGUAUAUAUGACACGCGAUUUCAGGUGGGUGAACUCAGUAUCCACAUGUUCGAUGUCGGUGGACAGCGUGGCGAGAGAAAGAAGUGGAUUCAUUGUUUUGAAAAUGUUACAUCGAUUAUAUUCUGCGUUGCUCUCUCGGAAUACGACCAGGUUCUCCUAGAAGAGAGUAGCCAGAAUCGUAUGCUGGAAAGUCUAUUGCUGUUCGAUUCCGUGGUAAAUUCGCGCUGGUUUAUGAGAACUAGCAUCAUCUUGUUCCUUAACAAGGUUGAUAUAUUCAAACAGAAGUUAACACGAUCGCCAUUGGGAAACUAUUUCCCGGACUACGUUGGAGGGAACGAUGUCAACAAAGCAGCAAAAUACCUGCUGUGGCGCUUUAAUCAGGUGAACCGUUCUCAUCUGAAUUUAUAUCCUCACUUAACGCAAGCGACCAAGACAUCCAAUAUCCGACUAGUAUUUGCUGCCGUUAAAGAGACAAUUAUGAAAAAUUCUCUCAAGCAGUCUGGAAUUAUAUGA